AUGGCCAUGGAGCAGGGAAGAGUGACGGAAUUCGAAGGAAAGAGCCUCGACCAGAUACAAAUUGAGCCUGAAGGGAGAGCAGUAGAGAUCCUCUCACAAACGGACGGGCUAAAAGAAACUUCAAGCGGAGAACCUUCAACCAUUCAUCCAGAUGCACCCCAUGGUAGUGGCAGUGCCCCUUCUGAACGUCCGCUUCAGACCACAGCCGCUUCAGACCACAGCUGCCUCAGACCACAGCCGCUUAAGACCACAGUUUGCUUCAGACCACAGCCGCUUCAGACCACAGCUGCUUCAGACCACAGCCGCUUUAGACCACAGCUGUCUCAGACCUCAGCCGCUUCAGACCACAGCCGCUUUAGACCACAGCUGCCUCAGACCACAGUUGCUUCAGACCACAGCCGCUUCAGACCACAGCUGCUUCAGACCACAGCCGCUUUAGACCACAGCUGCCUCAGACCUCAGCCGCUUCAGACCACAGCUGCUUCAGACCACAGCUGCUUCAGACCACAGCCGCUUCAGACCACAGCUGCUUCAGACCACAGCUGCUUCAGACCACAGCUGCCUCAGACCACAGCUGCUUCAGACCAAAGCCGCUUUAGACCACAGCUGCUUCAGACCACAGCCGCUUUAGACCACAGUUGCUUCAGACCACAGCCGCUUCAGACCACAGCCGCUUUAGACCACAGCCGCUUCAGACCACAGCUGCUUCAGACCACAGCUGCUUCAGACCACAGCUGCUUCAGACCACAGCUGCCUCAGACCACAGCUGCUUCAGACCAAAGCCGCUUUAGACCACAGCUGCUUCAGACCACAGCCGCUUUAGACCACAACCUCAUCCGCUUUAGACCACAGCUGCUUCAGACCACAGCCGCUUCAGACCACAGCCGCUUCAGACCACAGCCGCUUCAGACCACAGCUGCUUCAGACCACAGUUGCUUCAGACCACAGCCGCUUCAGACCACAGCCGCUUUAGACCUCAGGCGCUUCAGACCACAGUUGCUUCAGACCACAGCUGCCUCAGACCACAGCCGCUUCAGACCACAGCCGUUUCAGACCACAGCUGCUUCAGACCACAGCCGCUUCAGACCACAGUUGCUUCAGACCACAGCUGCCUCAGACCACAGCCGCUUCAGACCACAGCCGCUUCAGACCACAGCUGCUUCAGACCACAGCCACUUCAGACCACAGCUGUUUCAGACCACAGCCGCUUCAGACCACAGCCGCUUUAGACCACAGCUGCUUCAGACCUCAUCCGCUUUACACCACAGCUGCUUCAGACCACAGCCGCUUCAGACCACAGCCGCUUCAGACCACAGCUGCUUCAGACUACAGCUGCUUCAGACCACAGCUGCUUCAGACCACAGCCGCUUCAGACCACAGCCGCUUCAGACCACAGCCGCUUCAGACCACGGCCGACCACAGGCGCUUCAGACCACAGCUGCUUCAGACCUCAUCCGCUUUACACCACAGCUGCUUCAGACCACAGCCGCUUCGGACCACAGCCGCUUCAGACCACAGCCGCUUCAGACCACAGCUGCUUCAGACCACAGCUGCUUCAGACCACAGCCGCUUCAGACCACAGCCGCUUCAGACCUCAGCCGCUUCAGACCACAGCUGCUUUAG
Messenger RNA from Knipowitschia caucasica, 1623 nucleotides. Lineage: Eukaryota; Metazoa; Chordata; Actinopteri; Gobiiformes; Gobiidae. The record is from the annotation of a GenBank genome assembly.